AUGGCCUGCUCCCACCUCGCCGCCGCCUCCUCUUCACCGGCGACCACCGCCGCCGCGCUGCGUGCACGGGCGACGUCCCCUGCCGCCGGUUUCGCGCGCCUUCCUGCCACCCUCCAUCCUGAGAACGGUGGGUUGGCCCUCAGGGGCAGGAGGGCGGUGACGCCGGUAGUCGCCGCCGCCGGGCCGGCCGCCGCGGCGCCGGUGGCCGACCGUGACGGAACCCCGGCCGCGGUGAAGCAGCCCAUUAUCGUCAUCGACAACUAUGAUAGCUUUACCUACAACCUGUGCCAGUAUAUGGGGGAGCUUGGAUUAGAUUUUGAGGUGUACCGUAAUGAUGAACUUACCAUAGAGGAGGUAAAGAGGAUGAAACCACGAGGAAUACUUAUUUCUCCAGGGCCUGGUGAACCGCAAGAUUCAGGUAUAUCAUUGCAGACUGUUCUGGAACUUGGGCCAACCAUCCCAAUAUUCGGAGUUUGCAUGGGUCUGCAGUGCAUUGGAGAGGCUUUUGGAGGGAAGAUUAUUCGUGUUCCUUCUGGUGUGAUGCAUGGAAAAAGCUCUCCAGUUUACUAUGACGAAGUUCUAGGAAAGUCCAUAUUCGAGGGCUUGUCAAACCCUUUUACCGCCGCAAGGUAUCAUAGCCUGGUCAUUGAGGAGGAAAGCUUCCCACACGAUGAACUGGAAGUCACGGCAUGGACUGAAGAUGGACUUGUCAUGGCUGCUCGCCACAAGAAGUACACGCAUAUCCAGGGGGUCCAGUUCCACCCAGAGAGCAUCAUCACCCCUGAAGGCAAGAGGAUCAUCCUCAACUUUGCGAGAUACGUCGAGGAGUUUGAGAAGCAGACCUCCGAGGGGAAGUAG
Triticum turgidum subsp. durum (durum wheat) is the source of this 858-nucleotide messenger RNA. The record is from the annotation of a GenBank genome assembly. Lineage: Eukaryota; Viridiplantae; Streptophyta; Magnoliopsida; Poales; Poaceae.